This is a messenger RNA of Populus nigra (black poplar), 2288 nucleotides long. Its product is annotated as ascorbate transporter, chloroplastic. Gene Ontology annotation, biological process: transmembrane transport. The record is from RefSeq and is a predicted model, not a curated record. Lineage: Eukaryota; Viridiplantae; Streptophyta; Magnoliopsida; Malpighiales; Salicaceae. Gene Ontology annotation, molecular function: transmembrane transporter activity. Bases 192 to 1934 code for a protein of 580 amino acids. The transcript is spliced from 11 exons.
AAAAAUAAAUAAAUAAAUAACCGUCGAGAAAAUCUUCAAUCUCGUUAUCCUCUCUGGACUAAAAGACCAGAGCUUGGCAAGAAGAAACUAAAAUACGGUGUCUUAUUUCGAAAUUCAACCUUCCAUCUUUGUGCUCUCGAAUGCUAUAGUUCUCUGCUAGCUCCUGUCAGUUAGUUAAAGGUUUUUGAGCAAUGGCUAUCGGUGGCUUCAUUUCGAACCGGAAUUUCGGUUCCUUUAUAGGCUCAGGCAAAGUUUGCCCAGCAGGAAGAGCCAUUUCACGUCAUAGGGGAGAGCGAUCAGGCAUUGCUUCUGCACGGUAUGCACAGGGCAGCAUCUUCUACGAAAGCUUACAUUGCCAAAUGGCUAAUGGUUUCACUUCUGGAUCCUCAUGUUCCUCAUUUCUUCAAGUUGCUGGUCAUUUAGAUGAAAAAAUUUUGAAACCAUUAGCCACUUAUCCCCAGCAAAGAAGAGGAAGAUGCAAGUGUUGUCUCUCUGCGGAUCCCUCACUCGGCAGUUGGCUUCGACCAAACAAGGGGAAAUGCCAGCAUUUCAAUCAUGUCAAGGCGAUUAGAACCCGUACUUAUUAUAAAUCCGAGGAGUAUGACAUAACAGAACCGGCAGCUGUGGACUCCAUGAAGGCAGCAGAGGGGUCAAGUGAGGUUGUUUUAGCAUCUUCUUGGUGGGAACAGGUUCCAAAGAGAUGGGUGAUUGUACUACUCUGUUUUACGGCAUUUCUCCUAUGCAACAUGGACCGAGUUAACAUGAGCAUUGCCAUACUUCCCAUGUCACAAGAGUUCAACUGGAACAGUGCCACGGUUGGUUUAAUUCAGUCCUCAUUUUUCUGGGGCUAUCUACUGACUCAGAUUGUUGGAGGCAUAUGGGCAGAUAGAAUUGGUGGAAAGGUAGUUUUGGGUUUUGGAGUGGUUUGGUGGUCGAUAGCUACAAUACUGACGCCUAUUGCGGCAAGAAUUGGGCUUCCUUUUUUGCUUAUCACACGUGCUUUCAUGGGGAUUGGAGAGGGUGUCGCUAUGCCUGCCAUGAAUAACAUUCUUUCCAAGUGGAUUCCGGUGUCUGAGAGAAGCAGAUCACUUGCCCUAGUAUAUAGUGGGAUGUAUCUUGGCUCUGUCACAGGAUUGGCUAUCUCUCCCGUGCUAAUCCAUAAAUUUGGGUGGGCAUCUGUCUUCUACUCAUUUGGCUCCCUUGGAAGUAUCUGGUUUGCAUUAUGGAUAAAAAAGGCAUAUAGCUCACCGAAGGAAGAUCCAGAGCUUAGUCCGCAGGAAAAGAAGCUUAUCUUGGGUGGCAAUGUAGCAAAGGAACCUGUUUCAGUCAUUCCUUGGAAGUUAAUAUUAUCAAAAGCGCCUGUUUGGGCUCUCAUCAUUUCUCACUUCUGUCAUAAUUGGGGGACCUUUAUUCUCUUAACGUGGAUGCCUACAUACUACAAUCAGGUUUUGAAGUUUAAUCUCACUGAAUCAGGCCUAUUAUGUGUCUUGCCAUGGUUGACCAUGGCUGUUUUUGCAAAUAUAGGAGGAUGGAUUGCCGACACGCUUGUGAGCAGAGGUCUAUCUAUCACAACAGUUCGGAAGAUCAUGCAAUCAAUUGGGUUUUUAGGCCCGGCCUUCUUCCUUACACAGCUCAGCCACGUCAGGACUCCUGCUAUGGCUGUACUCUGCAUGGCAUGCAGUCAGGGGUCUGACGCUUUCUCACAGUCCGGUCUCUAUUCCAAUCACCAAGAUAUUGGCCCCCGUUAUGCUGGAGUUCUGUUAGGACUAUCAAAUACUGCAGGAGUGCUUGCAGGUGUCUUUGGUACUGCUGCAACUGGAUACAUACUCCAAAGAGGAUCUUGGGAUGAUGUGUUUAAGGUGGCCGUCGCGCUUUAUAUCAUAGGCACAGUAGUCUGGAACCUUUUUUCAACUGGAGAGAAAAUUCUUGACUAGAAUAAUAUAAGAAUGGGGAAAGAUGCCAUCUACAUGACUAAGGAGGCCAAAGUAUAAAGCGACAGGAGCACCCAAAAAGGACAUAUGUAGCACACGUGCGAGGAUAAAAGUCCUGAUGAAUAAUUAAAGGCUAGGAUGCCCCAAUGCAUCGAAGUUUUCCUACCAUCUCUGAGGCCCUUAAUAUGCUGCAGACAUGUUUUGGGGUUGGUUUAAAAACCUCUUCAUAGGUUGAUUUCCUUUUCUUUCCUUGUCAAGAAAAAUGUCCUCUCCUCUCCUCUCCUUUCCUUUGAAUUAAUACAUGUUUACAAGGUUCUGAUGUAGAGGAUGGGCAAUUUUUGCUCAUAUACCUACCUA